This is a messenger RNA of Neurospora hispaniola, 492 nucleotides long. RefSeq lists its product as uncharacterized. Gene Ontology annotation, molecular function: RNA binding. The record is from RefSeq and is a predicted model, not a curated record. Lineage: Eukaryota; Fungi; Ascomycota; Sordariomycetes; Sordariales; Sordariaceae. Gene Ontology annotation, cellular component: U6 snRNP; catalytic step 2 spliceosome; Lsm1-7-Pat1 complex. The transcript is spliced from 3 exons. The coding region runs from base 1 to 492 and encodes 163 amino acids. Gene Ontology annotation, biological process: mRNA splicing, via spliceosome; P-body assembly.
AUGGCCGACGUAGUAGAAGAUGCCGGCUCCGUUUCCGAGCCCAUGGACCUCGUCCGCCUUUUGCUUGAUGAGGUUGUCUGCGUCAAGCUGAGAGGUGAUAGGGAGCUCAAGGGCCGUCUGCACGCCUACGACUCCCAUUGCAACCUUGUCCUCGGGGAAGUCGAAGAGACCAUUUACGUCGUGGAUGAUGAAGAUACCGAGGAGGAUGACCUGAAGGCCGUGUAUGUGGAGCGGCCAGUUGACGAGCACGAUUUCCGCCACCGCUACGGCAUCAAGCCCUUCUCCGGUGGCCCGCUUGGCCAGGACCGGUUGCCCAUCGGCAGGUGGAACUUGGCGCACGUGGCGGAUGAGGCGCAGUUUUGGGAAGGGGUAGAUAGGGAAGAGGAGGAGCAUUCGGAAGGGAAGGGAAAGGGAAAGGCAACGGCGGAGGGUUCUGGACAGUCAGCAGCCGAGGGUUUGUCUCAGUGGGAGUUGGACAUGGGUCGUCGUUAG